Molecule: messenger RNA, 3484 nt
Organism: Electrophorus electricus (electric eel)
Lineage: Eukaryota; Metazoa; Chordata; Actinopteri; Gymnotiformes; Gymnotidae
Gene: ap5b1
Product: adaptor related protein complex 5 subunit beta 1
Biological process (GO): endosomal transport
Cellular component (GO): lysosomal membrane; AP-type membrane coat adaptor complex
Source: RefSeq, a predicted model, not a curated record
AUGGGUUAGAGGAUACAGGCUCCUGCAAUGUGAGGCAGGAACACACUAAUUCGUGCUGGUUUUUAAAGUCCACAUCCACUGCAUGCGAGUAUAAACCUUUUGAUAACUAUGUAAAAUUGGUCUUGUAGCUAUAUAAGAUUCUCUGCCACUCUUUGCUUUGAAGCUGGAUAAGAUAGCCAGUGUUAUUGCUGCUAAACAAGACUUGUUUACCUGAAAGAAAACGUCUUUGAUAUUUGUCCUACAGCUUCAGCCCUCACGCCUUAGAGCGGAGUUAUUUAACCUUUGCCAUGGCGACUAGAAACUCUUGGGAUCAAAGAAUCUCCGCUUUUUUACUGAGUCCGUCCCAGUUUUUGUCCUGCACCACCCCUGACAGUUUUUUAUCGGAGCUUCUCGACGAACUGAGGGAUGAUAAGCCAAAUGACUACAAAAAGAUACUCCUACUGAAAUUGCUGUUGGAGUAUCCCACAGUUCUCUGCGCCACCACCUCAGUGGGAGAGGGGACGGCCCAGGAGCUCAUGUCCGUUCUAUCCUUGACUCCACAGAAAUCUGUCAAUCUUAAGUGCCAUCUUUUACUGGCUAUCACCAACAUACUAAUAUGCACAUCUUGCUUGGACAGCCAAGCAAAAGCAGCAGAGGACUAUACAAACUUCCUAUUCAGUAUUAUUCAGGACACCAAUGACAACGCAGGUGGGCCGAGCCUCCACCUCCUCAGGGUCACUGCCUGCGACUGUCUGAGAGAAAUGGAAUUCUGUCACCCUGGACUUCUCUCGCAGAAAUUAGAGACACUUUAUUACCUAAAGCAACAGGAAACCACAGCCUUGCAUCAGUCCUACUGUAUGUUGUAUACUCGGGGCCUCAAGAAUGCCAUUCAUCUCUUGACACUACAAAAUGAUGUGGAUAAUGCAAAGCUCAGGGGUGUCUUGGGCGGAAACGAAGGCUUUGCUUGGAAGUCUGCCGAGUUGCCGUUAUGCACGCUGCCGUUCAGUAGUAUGAGCCACAUUCCACAGCUGCCCACAGCGCUAGACUGCAAGGAGCUGAAGUCCAUACUGUCCUUGCUCUUGGAGGAAUCUUACCUGAUGACUCCCACUUUGCAGGCCGCCGUGCUGCGAGAACUCGUGGAGGUAGUCGCCAUGAUACCAGCCGUCCCUCCGGUGAUAUUCAAGUCUCAGCUGUUGCGGCUUUUUGGAACGAUGGAGGUCGAGCUGAUGCACGCAGCGCUGCUGAUGAAGGGGACGUUCACGGACAGCCUCUUCACCACCGAGGACGAGAACUUCUUACUGAAGCGUCUUGUGAGCAUGGCACAGCAUCCGCUGCUGGGAGAACCCGACAAGCAGUUUUACAUGGACUGUGUUCUCCACUUCCCUGAGAACAGGCCCAUCUCGAGCAGUGGAGAGGAGGGCCUGCCUGUGCUCGUCACCCCCCGCCUCACGCUGUCACUCCUGCCUACCGUGUUCAAAGACAGCACCACCAUGCUCUGCCAGAUGCACCUCCUUUCCCUGGUUCACCUGGAGGCUGAUGGAGGAGAUGAGGACAGAGGGCUCACCUACCUGUUCAAUCAUCUGAUGGCCCUGCUGAAAAUCGUGGAAAACAACGGGAGCAAGGAGAUGGUGGUGACCACCUUCAGAGUGAGUUUCAUUUUCCUCACGCACUUCCACCACAUGGAGAGGUUCUCAGAGAAACUGGUCGAUAGCUUCCGCCAGCUGUAUUUACGACAUGGUCGCCUUGCUCCACAUCUGAUCAACUUGGUGGACCGAAUCCAGGAGUGCUUAGCAGAAAGUCUUUGGCCAGUCCAGCUGUUAAGAGCGCUUCAAAAGUCCAUUGUGGAAAUGCCGCUUUUGCAGCUGACACUGCAGGAUUUGAGCUGGCACCUUAAAGUCUUGGGACGGGCGGCGCAGGAAAGUCAGAUUGGUCAGAGGAGUACUGUUGUCUUCAUCCUCAACAUCCUCAUCAACUCCAACCUUUGUGAAAGGCGGAGCUGGCAGGUUGGCAACAGCAUUCUCGCAGUUUGUCGCCACUUACUCCAGCACCCCACUCUCAGCCAAAUGUUCACAGAGAUGGCUGACCUCCUGCAGCACAUGAGCAGGAACUAUGAGGACACAGACAUUCAGGACCACGCACGGUUUUACUACACGCUGACAACCAACCUGUGCUGGGCGAAGCUUGCGGGAGUGCUCGCCAAAGGUCCCGAGGGAAGGCAGACCAAAGUCCGAUCAUGGUCGGCCAUCUUGGCUGACAGCGAGGGGCUCACUAAUUGUUUGAAUGUCCAUCAGACCGACGGCUGCGUCUUGCAGCUCAGCGAGACGCAUGAGCACAUCCCUCGGUGCGAAGAGACUGUUACGGAGACACUGAAGACCCCGCAUGAGAAGGGGCUGUUUGAGCUCUACCAAGAGCAGCUCAAAACCUCAGGCUGUGCAGUCCAGCUCACCCUGCGGUACAGUCUGACCCACGCAAAGGGAACAGAUCCUAGGUUUGACAGAAUAUUCACAAUUUGCCUGCACUUUGACACAAACACUUCCCACUAUGAAGACGUCAGCGACAUCCACGUGCCAUGCCUGUUCAGGGACAGGAAACCCCCUGUGGUUGAGCUGAGUUUAAAGCUACGUCAGCCGUUCCCCACCAGCCUACGGCUUAGCGCCAUCUUCACGACGGAAGACGGCCUGUCCUGGCACACGCAGAUGCCCGACGUGGACGUCUCAUUCCCAGAAAUAUUCCUCCCAGUGCCUUUGCCUUUAGGCACAUCGCGUGAGUGCAAGGAGGAGGUUUUUGAUCACAUUUGGAAAUCCACUUCUUCAGGGGAACCCAGUAGCUCUGCCACUAGCCUGUUUUGUUUUAAGACUGGAAGUGAUGCCCUAGCCGAUCUGAUCAAGGGGAAUUUUGAGGACUACCUGGUUGCGGAGACAUGGGACCAAAGCGUGUGGAAAGUCUUCACGUUUCUUCCGCCUCUGUGUCAUGUGUUGCUGAUGAUCGUGCAGGCCGAGGAUGCCUGUCAGAUUCACAUCGCAACAGACAACUGGGAGCUGCUGCCGCAUAUCGGCUCCUACCUGCAAAAUAUAACCGCCCUUUCCAAAAAUCCAGCUAGCAGCUAGUUGGGUGGACUUGUAACUGUUCACCAGUUCUGAUGCUGGAGUAUCCAGACACUGUGCCUCUUUUAAAGGCAUACGAGGCCUGUUAAUUAGCAAAAGAAUCUAAAGGUGAGGCCUGUCCUAGUAGAGAAAGCAGUAAACACGCAGUCCAGGAGAAGUGCUGUUGUGCACUAUUGUAGUAUUAUAGCCAAGUGCUGGAUUUUAAUUAAUAAAUAUGCUGUUUUAUCAUGUUUGUAUCACAAUUUAAUUGUAGCUACAAAUUAUAUUUUGAUACUUUCCCAACUUCUUUCCUAAGUCCUGUGAGACCUGUCAAAUUUAGAUAUAUGCAAAACUAUGUACUGUUGGACAUGUAUACUGAAAUAAGUCAUGAAUGAUGUAAUAAAAUGUAAUUACACACUGCA